Onychomys torridus (southern grasshopper mouse) is the source of this 582-nucleotide messenger RNA. RefSeq names its product coiled-coil-helix-coiled-coil-helix domain containing 1 (gene Chchd1). The transcript is spliced from 3 exons. Gene Ontology annotation, biological process: mitochondrial translation. Gene Ontology annotation, molecular function: RNA binding. The record is from RefSeq and is a predicted model, not a curated record. Gene Ontology annotation, cellular component: mitochondrion; mitochondrial ribosome; nucleoplasm. NCBI's taxonomy places the organism in Eukaryota, Metazoa, Chordata, Mammalia, Rodentia, Cricetidae. The coding region runs from base 48 to 404 and encodes 118 amino acids.
AGGGGUCACGCACAGCGCCGCGGAGCUUACUGGGAACGCUGGGCAAAAUGGCGACGCCCAGCUUGCGCGGCCGCCUGGCGCGGUUUGCGAACCCGGGGAAGCCUGUCCUGAAACCCAACAAGCCUCUUAUCCUAGCUAACCGCGUCGGGAACAGACGCCGAGAGAAGGGCGAGGCGACCUGUAUCACCGAGAUGUCGAUAAUGAUGGCUUGUUGGAAGCAGAAUGAGUUCCGCGACGAGGCGUGCAGAAAAGAGAUCCAAGACUUCUUCGAUUGUUCUUCCAGGGCUCAGGAAGCUGGAAGGAUGAGAUCAAUCCAGGAGACUCCAGAGCGGUCUGAGAGUUUACCUCCUCACAAGAUGACCAGGUUGUUACAGAGAUUUCCCAACAAAUCUCACCUCAGCUGAAAAUGGAGAAACAUUUUCAAUGAACUAUCAUUUCUGAAUGCUAUACAGAGGCAUGUUAGGGAUGUUUGCAUUUGAACUACUGUGCAUUUUUGAAAGGGCAAUAUGAGAAAAAACACUUAAUUUUGCUCUUGUGAAUGAAUCACGUUCUGGAUGCUAUCUUGUAAUAAAACCCUCUAAA